This is a messenger RNA of Aureobasidium pullulans EXF-150, 2240 nucleotides long. RefSeq lists its product as uncharacterized. The transcript has 2 exons. Gene Ontology annotation, cellular component: membrane. Gene Ontology annotation, molecular function: glycosyltransferase activity. The coding region runs from base 371 to 1801 and encodes 476 amino acids. The record is from RefSeq and is a predicted model, not a curated record. Lineage: Eukaryota; Fungi; Ascomycota; Dothideomycetes; Dothideales; Saccotheciaceae.
ACAGGCUGAUGCGUCAACUGUUGAAGCUUCCAAAAUUGGGAUUAGCCUUCUCGUGACGCAAAGCAUGUGGGCGGGACGACUGGGUGGUGGCUUGCGGUUGAGAGUGAGAUGCACCAUCAACGACGAACUCGUUCGUGUCGUCGAAAGAGGGUCGCAGCUGCUUUUUGGUCAAUAGAGAUUCGUCAGCUCGUAAACACUCCUUGGUUUCCCUCUCUCCUCGGCCCUCGCUUGGUUUCUACUUUCUUUCCCAUGUCGAUUGCUUGCUUGCUUCCAAUUAUUCCUCUAGUUCAUUGAGAGAUUUGUGACAGAGAUCUGCUGCAGGCCAAGAUUGUACCAAGGCUGUCAAACGACUCGAGUCCGACCCGACGAUAUGGCGACUUCGUCCGCGGGAGUUUUCAAUGCUUCCAAGCUUGCCAUCAUCUUCGCAUUGCUGUGUUCGCUGUAUCUAUUCCGCGACAUUUGGCUUCCGUCAUCGCCCACCACGCCGGUGCAUGCUACAUCAACCGCAUCGACCCCUCAAUCGUCAGCACCUCACGAGACCGAGUCGGCUCACAACCACACCUUGAUAUCUCAGCAUGUCGACUGCCUCAAUGCGCCAGGUGCUGAUCGCGUCAUGAUAGUGCUCAAGACUGGUGCCUCAGAAAUCUACGAGAAACUGCCAACCCACCUUAUCACUCUGUUCCGAUGCACUCAGCACUACCUCAUCUUCUCCGACUUGCCGCAAACAUACUCCGACUAUCAGAUCCAUGAUGCCCUGGACACCGUCAGCCCAAAGUACAAGGACGAUCACGAGGACUUUGAGAUGUACCGCAAGCUGCAAAAGUAUCAAAGAGAAGGACAAAACGUCGCAAAACUCAAGGGAGAAAAAGGUUGGAGUCUCGACAAGUGGAAGUUCUUGCCCAUGAUGCACGAAUCAUACCGCCUGGCCUCUCCAGAUGUUGACUGGUUUGUCUAUAUCGAGGCCGAUACCAGUCUGAGUUGGACAAACUUGCUGCAAUUCCUUGGACGCAUGGACCCAAGGAAACCUCUUUAUCUGGGUGCGCAGAACGUGAUCGGACCCACGACUUUCGCCCACGGUGGCAGUGGCUUCAUCAUCUCAAGAGGUGCAGCAAAGAGGAUCGAGGAUCGUAGGAGGAAGAUGGGUGGUAGGGCGUACGAUGACCGAUGGGAGUUGUCCACAAGCUUGUCAUGUUGCGGAGACGAAGUUGUCGCGCGCGCUCUGGUGGAAGUUGAUGUUGACUUGACACCAUCCUGGCCUCGUCUCCAGGGCGAGACUGUCGACACGCUUGACUGGACAGAGAAGCAUUGGUGUACACCCGCCAUCACAUGGCACCAUGUUUCGCCCUCGCAGGUCGAUAGCAUGUGGCGAUUCCAGAACGAGUGGGUGAAGGAGAAUGGAUGGUCGAAACCUUAUCUCUACCGUGAUGUCUUCGACGGCUUCGUAGCACGACACAUCUCCGUCAACAGGACCAGCUGGAACAAUCUUUCCAAGGACCGAGAAUUCAUCGCACCCGACGGCGACUCUAGCGAAAAAUCCAGAGAGUCUUGGGAGAAACUUUCGGACGUUGAAAAGAACUCUGUAAAGAGCUUCGACAGUUGUGCUGAAGCAUGUCUUGCUUGGGACCACUGCAUACAGUUCAUGCACGAAAAUGGAGUCUGCAAGUUGGGCAAGGACGUAAGGUUAGGAGAGACCGACGAGAGACACAACAGCGGUAACACAUGGUCCAGUGGGUGGAUCCAAGAUCGCAUCCAAGGAAUGCGGGACGAUCUUGCCGACUGCAACACCAACUGGAAUCACUGAUUGGCAUAGUGCUUGGGCACUUUCUCUUCUCCUUCUUUCCACACUGGUUUGGAGAGCCAUGUACCAAGUGCUGGGAAAAUGGUUUCUUCGAGGUUGAUGGUUGGACUGUCCUUCUCUGGAUUCAAGGUGGAAGCAUCAAGAUUUUGGACGUCUUCUUUCAUUCAUCUGUUCAUAGUUUUGAUUGCAGGGAAGUAAUGGUGGUUUGACGAACUCACGAUCAUGAUCUGACAUUCAUUAAAGAAAAAGCAGAAACUACAUAGACUUGAUAUUCUUUACAUGAGCAUCUGCAACCAGCAUCUGUUCACAGUCAAUCAACAUAACCAAAGGCAACGAAUAUGACAUGAAAUGGCUUUAUCCGCCAACAAUUUGAAGGUGGGGGUAUAUGUAACAGUUUGGAAAAGAUCCAAAAGGCAGAACAGAACGCACAAACAAGAGCGGC